Solanum dulcamara is the source of this 2012-nucleotide messenger RNA. RefSeq names its product bifunctional riboflavin biosynthesis protein RIBA 1, chloroplastic-like. The record is from RefSeq and is a predicted model, not a curated record. Gene Ontology annotation, cellular component: chloroplast. The transcript is spliced from 7 exons. NCBI's taxonomy places the organism in Eukaryota, Viridiplantae, Streptophyta, Magnoliopsida, Solanales, Solanaceae. Bases 109 to 1797 code for a protein of 562 amino acids. Gene Ontology annotation, molecular function: 3,4-dihydroxy-2-butanone-4-phosphate synthase activity; GTP cyclohydrolase II activity. Gene Ontology annotation, biological process: riboflavin biosynthetic process.
GUUUUCCUUUUCUCUUCUAUAAAAGGAGAGAAAGACACCAAAUCCCUCCAUUAGUCUUCCUUCAGAUUUCAGCUUUACCAUUGAAAGAAGACACAAGAUUUUGGUGUAAUGGCUUCCAUCAACAUUUCUAUCCCUUCUACAUCUCUGUGUCGCUCCCAAGCAUUAAAGAACUUCAAGUUGUUCAAUGGACUGCACUCCGGAGAUCUAUAUUCUCUUAAUGGGGUCUCUUCACGGUCAUUCAUACAGCUUAAUGCUAGAGCACACUUAACCAUCAAGAAUGAUUUAAAGGUUAAUUCUGCAUUCUUAUCUGGUGAAGGAGACGUCCGUCAUCAAUCCAGGAGAGAAAGUUCUCUAUUUAGUAGCCUCUCUACAGGAACUGAGGCUCAACCUGAUGCUGUAACCUUUGAAACGCUAGAAGCAGAUGUUGUUCUCACAACAAGUGGCUUUUUCUCAGAUAACGAUGAAUCCGAUUUGGAUUGUCCGACUAAAGGUUUUUCAUCUAUUCCUGAGGCUAUCGAAGACAUUCGCCAAGGAAAGAUGGUGCUAGUAACAGAUGAUGAAGGCAGAGAAAAUGAAGGAGAUUUAGUUAUGGCUGCAUCCAAAGCUACACCAGAAGCAAUGGCUUUCUUUGUGAAGCAUGGAACAGGGAUAGUUUGUGUGAGCAUGGUAGAGGAACACUUGGAGAGGUUGCAGCUUCCAUUGAUGGUAAACGAUAAAAAGAAUGAGGAGAAACUUUGUACAGCAUUCACAGUCUCAGUGGACGCAAAACAUGGAACAACUACAGGAGUAUCUGCUCAUGAUAGAGCAACGACAGUAUUGGCCCUUGCUUCCAGAGAUUCAAAGCCUGAGGAUUUCAAUCGACCGGGACAUAUUUUUCCGUUGAAAUACAGGGAAGGUGGGGUUUUAAAACGAGCUGGACAUACUGAGGCUUCUGUUGAUCUUGCCAUGUUAGCUGGCUUAGACCCUGUUGGAGUAAUAUGUGAGGUUGUGGAUGAUGAUGGUUCCAUGGCUAGAUUGCCUAUGCUUCGUCAAUUUGCAAAAGAACAUAACUUGAAGAUCAUAUCAGUUGCUGACUUAAUCAGAUAUAGGAGGAAAACAGACCAGCUGGUAGAGCAUGCUUCUGCUGCAAGAAUACCUACUAUGUGGGGCCCGUUUACUGCCCAUUGCUUCAAGUCAAUAAUAGAUGGAAUUGAGCACAUUGCUAUGGUUAAGGGAGAUAUAGGAGAUGGACAAGAUAUUCUUGUCCGGGUACACUCGGAAUGCCUAACAGGAGAUAUAUUCGGUUCAGCCAGAUGUGACUGCGGAUCCCAGCUGGCACUAGCAAUGCAAAAUAUUGAGGCUGCUGGCAGGGGGGUUUUAGUUUACCUCCGUGGUCAUGAGGGGAGAGGAAUUGGUUUGGGUCACAAACUUCGUGCUUAUAAUUUACAAGAUGCUGGACGUGAUACUGUUGAAGCAAAUGAAGAACUUGGUUUGCCCAUUGAUUCAAGAGAGUAUGGGGUUGGUGCACAGAUGUUAAGGGAUCUUGGUGUUCGAACUAUGAAGCUGAUGACAAACAAUCCUGCAAAAUACAGCGGGCUCAAGGGUUAUGGUUUGGCAAUUUCUGGUCGGGUCCCCCUUCUGACGCCCAUUACAAAAGAUAACAAGAGAUAUCUGGAAACAAAACGUGCUAAAAUGGGCCAUGUAUACGGCUUGAACCUUAUUCGCCCUGCAACCAGCACCAGCACAACAAAUGGUAAACCAAACUCUGCGAAUACUUCUACUGUACAGAAUUCUAAUGUUUCCACACUUGGGAACUGAUAAGAUGAUCUGGUUGGCGAACAACUUGCUUGAGGAAUAGCAAUCAACUCCUCUACACCUUAACAUAUAAUUCAAAUCUUAAUCAUUGUCUUUAUUGCUCCUCGUACCAGAAUAAUGAUUUCUUGGUGCUGUUUUUUUACGGACAUUCUUUUUGCCCAUUAAAUGUAUAUUGGCAUUGAUGAGAAGUAAUGUAAUUCACCUCGUCCUCAGUCCCA